AUGACCGAUAGUGCAUUUGUUUCGAAACCGGCGCGCGGCUGGCUGCACCCUGACUCUAUUCUCGCGAGCGAUGGAAUCACUUAUGCAGUCAGAUAUAUUGGCUGUAUGGAAGUACUAACAUCAAUGAAAAAACUUGACUUUGAAACAAGGUCUCAGGUAGCAAAAGAAUGUAUCGCAAGAGUAUGUGCAGCAGCUGGUCUACGGUCAGCAGACAAAAAACGAAGAGUGUGCCAAGCAGCAGUCCGUGCACUAGCUGCACGACCACGCAUGGCACACUCUGGUGCAAAUGUAGCUCUCACAAUAUCUUCUAAAGCAAUAACAUUGGCUGCCUUUGAAGGCGGAGAAACAAUUGCCCGUCAUGAUAUGCCUCGUGUAUCUUUCGCUUCCGGUGGAGAUACAGACUCCUUAGACUUUGUGGCGUAUGUCGCCAAGUCUGCUCCACCAGCUGAGUGGAGAGCAUGCUAUAUAUUGGAGUGUGGAGGGAGACUAGCCCAAGAUGUGAUAGCUACAGUAGGACAGGCUUUUGAACUCCGUUUCAAGGAAUUCUUAACGAAACCCUCAACGUUAAACCUGAACGGCUCGCGUCCAGUCUGUGAAAGCACAAGUGCUCAGGCCCAGGGUCCUGAAGACCGCGAGUACUACAACGACAUGCCCGACAAGUCGCCGCCGGAGAACGUGCACGGUUACAGACACCCGCCACCACCUCCCCUCGGUUCUCUCGCACCUAUAUCUUCGUGCGAGGAAAGUGUGAGGCACUACGUGAACCAAACACCGCCGCCCCGCACCCCGCCCACCGCGCUGCUGCCCAAUCAUCACACCGAUAUAUUCGAUAUGCAACCGUUCACGGCGGCGCCCAUCACGUCGUCGUCGGCGGCGUCGUCGUCCUCCACGGCGUCGUCGGCGUGCGAGCCCGCGCACCCGCUCAGUGCGCAGGCGCAGGCCGCGCUGCUCGCGCAGGAGCCCUGGUUCCACGGACCUAUCUCCAGGACUACCGCUGAAAAGUUGGUGGCAGAAGACGGUGAGUUUCUAGUGCGCGAGUCGGCCGCCUGCGCCGGGCAGUUCGUGCUCACGGGCGCCCGCCGCGGCACGCACAAACACUUGCUGCUCGUCGAUCCUAAGGGAGUGGUGAGAACGAAAGACCGCGUAUUUGAGAGCGUACCCCAUUUAAUCAAAUACCACUGCAGCAACGAGUUACCGAUCGUGUCGGCGGACUCGGCGCUGUUACUGCGUAAGCCAGUGCUGCGAAGCGACGUGUCGUGA
Arctia plantaginis is the source of this 1260-nucleotide messenger RNA. NCBI's taxonomy places the organism in Eukaryota, Metazoa, Arthropoda, Insecta, Lepidoptera, Erebidae. The record is from the annotation of a GenBank genome assembly.